AUGGUUCCAGAUAGACUAGACACUUUGCCCCAACGUAAAAGAAAAGAAUCACUCGAUACUCUGCGCAACCAUCCUAUUUCACACACGUCUCAUCCUCCCUCAAAGCCACACCCUGAACCAUCAAAUGUACUCCACAUCACACCUUCGGGUCAUAUCAAGACUCCAAAACCGGUAAAAAGAGCUUCGUUGCCUAUCGAAUCAAGGGAAGAUCGACAUGAACGAAUGCGAAAGAUAUCUUCGAGAGAAAUCCUGUAUCCCACACCUGAAGCUGCCAAGGAAGCUUUCAGGGUAGAACGUUAUAACAAUCCACCGGUGAGGAACCGACGACCGCCUACACCUCAUACUUCGUCUAGAAAAGCAUCCAGUAUAAAGAGAGCAGACAGCGAUCGAUCCAUUCGUUCUAGAGUAUCGUUUGAUUCCACUCGUUCAAGAAGAUCGAAUCGGUCUGGCAGAUCUGGUAGAACAGGAAGUGACUCGGAUGGAACUGUCGAAGAUGGCUGGGAACCUUCUUUCGCCUCGACCAAUGGCAUCGGUCCUGCGGGUGAAGCCAUUGAAGUCAUCGGUCUAGGCAGAAAGAAGCCUAGACACAGAACUUUCAACUCUGGAAUGCUGAAACCUGCUUUGAGAAGUACAUCGAGAGUGAAUUCGAGAGCAACUCUGAGAGAUCAAGUACACAACGGAGAAAGGGUAGAAGAGAAACCGUUACCUAACAGGCCAAUGUCUUCAAUCGUUAAUUCUAUUACAAAGCUUACGGGCGGACAACCAACCAGAAAAAUGCGAAAGAGGUCUUCUCAUCAGCCGCUGCCAGCUUCCUCCUUCCCUGAUGAAAACAAUUUACUGGGAGCUUCUUCAUCUGUACUUCCUAGAAUAGCUAGUCGUAGUCAAGCCAACCAAAACAGGAAUGGAUUUCGCUCACUCUUUUCAUCACUCUCUUUAGAUCCCAAAUCUCCAGCCCUAGACAGCAAUUUAGUAUCUCGCUCCUUAACAACAGCACCAUCCAGAAGUUCGAGAAGACACGUCAUCUCCCCUGCAGAAGAUUUAUCGACCUAUCUUCGCUAUGCAGAAGUGACCUCAUGGGACAGAUGGCCUGUACCCUCUGCGUCACACAAGAAAGGUCUAAGCCUGUGGGGGGGCAAGCGGACUUUGGGGUUCGAAGAAAUGAGCUGGGAGUGGCAUCGGAGACUUCAACUUGCAGAAGAAAGCAGAAAUAUGGGUAGAAUGUUAGGCAGCUGGGAGAUCGCCAGGAAUUGGGAAACGGACAUUAUUAAUUGGCACGAGGAAAACGUGCCUUUUCAUCCUGUAGAUGUUGCCAAUCGAUGGGGUAGUCAAAUCUUCGCUUUGCCAGCAGAGGGAUUUGAUACCCUUGAGUUCUUUGACGAAUCAAUCAGCCAAGCUGAAGACUUUGGACUUCUUAGUUGGAUUACAGGAACCCUCCUUCAAACUGCUGUUUCCACAUCACACAUGCUCCGUUACUCAUCUCAUUCCUUCACUUUCCACUUGAUACCUUCUCCACGACCGCCUCAUCUGCAAAACUCCGCCUCGUUCCCUCUUCAUGACUCUUCUUCAACAUUAAGGGCUAAACCUCAUUUCCUUUGGGAAGGGUUCGGUACAAUGGUACUCGUCAACAAAAGCAACGAUAUUGACAGGACGAUGGUAUUGGAAAUCAGACCACCAUCGGUUCUUGAUUCAGGGGUGAUCAAAGAAUUCGCGAGGGGUAAAAAUGGUGAAUCCUGGUGGGGGUUUUACGGGGAUACCUGCAUCGGCGAUAUUGGUCAAGCCAAUCUUCUCCAAGCCCAGGUAUAUGAUGAUUGUAUUCAAAAUCAGGUGUACUUCUUUGCCGUGACUAAUUUAAAAUACUGGGUUUUCGGUCAAUUCAACUCCAACUACACUCAGUGUACCGUUAGCCCAGUCAUCCAUCGACAAGGAAGAGAUCCAUCAUUGAUGCAAUGUCUCACGGCUUGGGUAGUGAGAUCGGUGGAUGAACGACCAAGGGCAACCGACCCUCAUCCUGGCAUAACCCCUCCACCUCAUGAAGAGCGCGAGCGAGAACGUGAACACCGUCGCCAUCGUCGUAGCUCCCAACCUAGACCUUCCGGCGUUCCAUCUUAUUCGGAUAACGUUAGAUCUCGUAGUUCCACGUCGAGGGCAACGACGUUACCACCUAGGCCCCAUGGAUACGAUCAUCCUUCCUCAUAUUCUCAACCUGGACCUCAUACCGGCAUAUCCCCAACACCAGUAUAUCCAAUGAAUACAUCAAAUGUCAAUCAAUCUGUCUUCCAAGGGAAUUCAAUGAUAUUACCUCAAAAUGGUUAUUCAGAUUACGGCUUACCACCUUACUCUGACAUACCACCAUCAUCCAUGUCUAUCUCACCAAUACCUUAUCAUCAAUCAAAUAUGGUGACAUACGCCCAACCUCAAAUUCAAGCACAAUGGAACAACGGAACUUCCAGAGCUUUCAGUCCGAACCCUACCCAUACGCCAACACCUCAUAAUCAAAUGCAAUAUAAUUACGGUAAUGAUUGGUACGGAGGUGGUAUGUUCCCAUGGGGAGGAAUAAGGUGA
Molecule: messenger RNA, 2562 nt
Organism: Kwoniella shivajii
Lineage: Eukaryota; Fungi; Basidiomycota; Tremellomycetes; Tremellales; Cryptococcaceae
Exons: 7
Coding region: 1-2562 (853 amino acids)
Source: RefSeq, a predicted model, not a curated record